AGAGUAUGUUGCUGUUGAAAACGCUGGUGGUGGGUGUCCUCUUCAAAGCCGUCAUUCAAUUGCCAAAGGUGGCACAAGGCAAAGAUAUAGACAUGGGCAGGAACAACAUCACUAUACUGACUGAAGGCAUGUUGUUCAAGGACGUCACAAAUUUGACGUCAUUGGACCUCAACAAUCAUAAGAUAUCAACGAUUUCAUCUAAGGCAUUUUCAGUAGAUAUGAGUCAAUUAAAGGAUAUCCCAAUAUUCUGGCUGAAAAAGUCAGUAACAAAAGUGAUGGUGAAUGAUUUCAACAAAAAUGGGAUAUGGGAUGUAGAUGACUGUAGGAUCACGGCUGAGAAGAUUAUCAGUAUAGGGAAUAUCAAAGGAGCCCAAGCUAAGGAAGUCUACAAGUUUUAUUCGGAAAAUGCUCCAAUGUAUUUCCACACAGCGACCAACUUAACGGAGUGGCUCAUUGCCGACUUGAAUUUCCGAGAUGAUCCGAAUACCCGACAAUUAAUCCAUGAUUACUUGGAAACAUGGUUCAGAGUAUUAGAUUUGGAUGGUGAUGGUGUCAUAGAUCAACAUGAAUUCAAGGUUUUCUGGGAUGCAUAUGGCCUCGACCCCAAUUACAUGAAACACCAGUUCGACUACAUUGAUAAGGAUAAAGAUGGUCUUAUAUCAUGUCAAGAGUUGGUCAAAGUGUAUUUUGACUAUUUCUACAACACUGAGGAAAAUGCUAACAUUUUUUGGGGACCGCUUAAAGACAUUAUUAUGAUUUAAACCACACUUAGGUAGCAACACAUUAGAAUGAAUGUGUUUUAUUUUUAAGAAUAGCCAACUAUCUAUGACAAAUAGGAAUGUAUUAUUUUUCUAUUGUUUUAAUGUACACUAAACAUUUGCUACCCAAAAACAGUGAGGCACAAACGACUAAUUGACAGUCAAAUGCAGUAAACUAACACUUAAC
Owenia fusiformis is the source of this 945-nucleotide messenger RNA. The record is from the annotation of a GenBank genome assembly. NCBI's taxonomy places the organism in Eukaryota, Metazoa, Annelida, Polychaeta, Sabellida, Oweniidae.